Scatophagus argus is the source of this 7488-nucleotide messenger RNA. RefSeq names its product regulating synaptic membrane exocytosis 2a (gene rims2a). The transcript is spliced from 29 exons. Gene Ontology annotation, biological process: regulation of membrane potential; regulation of synaptic plasticity; intracellular protein transport. The record is from RefSeq and is a predicted model, not a curated record. Gene Ontology annotation, molecular function: small GTPase binding; transmembrane transporter binding. The coding region runs from base 224 to 5092 and encodes 1622 amino acids. NCBI's taxonomy places the organism in Eukaryota, Metazoa, Chordata, Actinopteri, Scatophagidae. Gene Ontology annotation, cellular component: cytoskeleton of presynaptic active zone; presynaptic membrane.
AUCCAUUUUUGUGCAUUUAAGAAAUCACCAAGAAUUACCAACCUGGAGGAAAGCGAGCUAAGCGGAGUGACAGAGGAGGGUUAAGGACUCCAAACGAAAACAAACAAGGACGGACCGGACACCUUUUAUUCCAACAUGCGAGUAAAGCCUUUCUAAAGGAUGGCAGCGAUGGGUUAGACAGGAUUUAACAUGACUGCAAAAUAAAAGCCACUGUGUGUAAAAGAUGUCUGCUCCACACGGGCCCCGGAGCGGCCCUGGCCCUGCUGCUGCCUCAGCGGCCGGCGCCAUGCCGGAGAUGCCCGACCUCAGCCACCUCACCGAGGAGGAGAGGAAGAUCAUCCUCGGAGUCAUGGACCGACAGAGGAAGGAGGAAGCGAAGGAACAGUCGAUGUUAAAGAUCAAAGAAGAACCAAAGCCUCAGCCGGCACAGUGGUUUAGUGGGAUCACUGAGCUGGUAAAUAACGUCCUUCAGCCUCAGCAAAAGUCCCAAAAUGAAAAGGAGCCAGAGCCAGACGCGAAGUUGCACCAGCAGUUUGAGUCGUAUAAGGACCAGGUUAAGAAGAUGGGGGAGGAGACCAAGCAGGCUCAGGACCAAAAGAGUGAAGCCCCCACAUGCGGAAUAUGCCACAAAACCAAGUUUGCCGAUGGCUGUGGCCACCUCUGUUCAUAUUGCCAAACGAAAUUCUGUGCUCGGUGCGGAGGACGAGUGUCUCUGCGGUCAAAUAAGGUUAUGUGGGUAUGCAACUUGUGCCGAAAACAACAAGAAAUCCUCACAAAAUCUGGGGCGUGGUUCUACGGCUCAGGGCCUGGUCAGGUGCGGGGCGUGUUUGAGGGCGGGCCACAGGGGAAGAAGGCCAAAUUGCAAGACCCGUCCUUGUACCCGUACCAGGGAGCCUCAGGGGACUUGACACCAGCGUCAGACAGAAGCAGACCUCACGGCGGGCUCCUGCCCAGACAGGCGUCCCUUGACAACGGUUCGGGGCUGAGGUACUCAGUACCUGGCGACACACCCAUAGACAGGAAACGAAGCCCAUCUGCAUCCAGGGAUCCAAACCAAAAAUACGACCAAAGGGAGGGGGGUGACCACGCACAGUAUGCCCCGACGGACGGCGGCAUGCCCAGAUCACCGUCUGACUAUGGGCAUGGGGACCCUCGGCGGGCUCCGCGGGGCCCACACUUGUACCCAGAUGCGGCACGGAUGGGAUACCGGGACCGACGGGGGCCCGGACGCUGGCACUCCCAGGAAUACCCACUGGACCAGGAUCUAGAUGGACCACCCAGUGAGUAUGACCUCCAGCGGCAGCGUCAGGAGGAAUUCCAGGCGCGUUAUCGAAGCGACCCCAACCUGGCACGUUAUCCUGUUAAGCCCCAGCCCUAUGAAGAGCAGAUGAGGAUGCACGCCGAGGUUGGGCGCUUCAGACAUGAACGCCGCCAUAGUGAUGUCUCCCUGGCUUACACGGAGCAGGAUGACCCAGGCCCCAUCCGCCUAUCCCGUCAGCAUCUCACCGAGCGCCGGCCGCCUAUGGUGGGACAGCGAUCUUACUCUGUCGACCGCUCCUCCCCGGGGCCCAUGGGCCCUGGGCUUGGAGGCCACAGAACCUCCAACCACAGCCCCCCGACGCCACACCGUAGCCCUGUGCUGGGCGACCGAUCUGGGGACCUGCGGAGAGGUGACCUGGGUGUAGGCGGGGAUCCCAUGAGGAGGCAGCAACACCACUUGGACCCCAGUUCAGCUGUCCGCAAGACUAAGAGGGAAAAGAUGGAGAGCAUGUUGAGGAAUGACUCUCUCAGCUCGGACCAGUCGGAGUCGGUGCGCCCGCCGCCUCCCAAGCCCCACAAAACCAAAAAGGGAGGAAAGAUGCGGCAGGUGUCGCUGAGCAGCUCGGAGGAGGAGCUGGCCACUACACCAGAGUACACCAGCUGUGAGGAUGUGGAGAUAGAGAGUGAGUCAGUCAGUGAGAAAGGGGACAGUCAAAGGGGAAAAAGAAAAACUAUUGAGCAGACAUUUAUGUCCGAGCCGACACACACCUUAUCUGAGAGGCAAAAGAAAAUGGUGCGCUUUGGGGGACACUCAUUUGAAGAGGACUUGGCAUGGUGUGAACCGCAGGUUAAAGACUCGGGAGUUGAUACGUGCAGUAGCACUACCCUAAACGAGGAGCAUAGCCAUAGUGAGAAGCACCCGGUGACGUGGCAGCCGUCCAAAGAUGGGGAUCGCCUAAUAGGGCGUAUUUUGCUCAAUAAGCGCAUGAAAGAUGGAAGUGUGCCUCGAGACUCAGGAGCUCUGCUUGGUCUGAAGGUGGUGGGAGGCAAGAUGACGGAAUCUGGUAGACUUUGUGCUUUUAUCACUAAAGUGAGGAAAGGAAGUCUAGCAGACACUGUUGGACACCUCAGACCAGGUGACCAGGUGCUGGAAUGGAAUGGGAAGCUUUUACAAGGAGCCACAUUUAAAGAAGUUUACAAUAUCAUUUUAGAAUCUAAGCCUGAGCCGCAAGUGGAGCUGGUGGUCUCACGGCCUAUAGGAGAUAUUCCAAGGAUACCAGACAGCACACAUGCACAACUGGAAUCAAGUUCGAGUUCUUUUGAGUCUCAGAAGAUGGAUCGCCCAUCCAUCUCCGUCACGUCCCCCAUGAGUCCCAGCAUGCUGAGGGACGCCCCCCAGUACCUGUCAGGACAGCUCUCAGUCAAACUGUGGUAUGACAAAGUGGGCCAUCAACUAAUCGUCACCAUCCUGGGUGCCAAAGACCUGCCGCCCAGAGAAGACGGCCGGCCCAGGAACCCUUAUGUCAAAAUCUACUUCCUGCCUGAUAGAAGCGACAAAAGCAAGAGGAGAACAAAAACGGUAAAGAAAUCCUUAGAGCCCAAAUGGAACCAGACCUUUAUGUAUUCGCCGGUGCACCGGCGGGAGUUUCGGGAGCGCAUGCUGGAGAUCACACUGUGGGACCAAGCCAGGGUGAGGGAGGAGGAGAGUGAAUUCCUGGGAGAGAUCCUUAUUGAGCUUGAGACAGCUCUUCUGGAUGACGAGCCACACUGGUACAAACUGCAAACCCAUGAUGUGUCCUCCAUCCCACUCCCACGUGCCUCCCCGAACACACAGCGUAGGCAGCUCCAUGGAGAGAGUCCAACCCGGCGGCUGCAGAGAUCGCAGAGGAUAAGCGACAGUGAGAUCUCAGACUACGAUUGUGAGGAUGGUGUCGGGGUAAUAACAGACUACCGGCCAAAUGGCAGAGACUUCCAGAGCUCCACAUUGUCUGUCCCUGAGCAGAUCAUGUCGUCUAACCACUGCUCUCGGUCAGCUGAUAUUAACAGGGCGCGGUCGCGCUCUCCCAGCGUCCCCCCGCCCUCCAGGAACCACGGAGCCAUGGAUAGACAUGAAUAUCACAGCAGGUCCCGCUCUGCAGACCAGCGGCCCACUAUAGAGCGCCCCACAUCCCGCUCGCGCUCCACUGAACGCCCCCACGACUCUUCGCUCAUGAGGUCCAUGCCGUCUCUGCCAUCUGGGAGGUCCGCUCCCCCCUCACCUGCCUUGACGAGGGCGCAUCCUCGUAGUGGAUCAGUGCAGACCAGUCCCACCAGUACCCCCAUGUCCAGUAGACGAGGACGACAACUCCCACAACUUCCACCAACAGGGAAAGACAGAAGUAUGGACAUGGAGGAGAGGACCAGGCAGAUGAAAAUGAAGAUGAACAAGUACAAGCAGGGAGCGGGCUCAGACUCCAGACUGGAGCAGGACUACCACAAGCGUUCAGGCAGAGAUCCACGUGGCUCAGACAACCUGUCGGCCAAAUCAUCGGACAGCGAUGUAAGCGACGUGUCCGCUGUGUCGAGAACCAGUAGUGCCUCUCGGUUCAGCAGCACGAGCUACAUGUCUGUCCAGUCAGAAAGACCCCAAGGAAACCGCAAGAUCCGCCAGUUGCGAUCAAGGAGCCAUUCUCGGGAGGGAGAUGAGCAUUUAGGAGAAGUGCUAGAGGAGGAGGAGGCAGGUGGGGGAGGAGGAGAGGAAGGCAGAAGGGAGAGUAAAGAGGGGCGAUUGCAGGGAGGGAGGAAGGGAUCGUUGGGGGAGGUAGACACAGACAAGGAGCAUCAGGAGGAUUUGGUGGAGCAAGAAGAGGACUUGCACCAGAGAAGUGUCUCAGAGACUGACCUCAGUGACUUUGCAUCCAAAAUGAAAAACAGGCAGAUGGGCUCAUCGGGCGGGAUGAACAUGACCAAGAGCACAAGCAUCAGCGGUGACAUGUGUAACCUGGAAAAGACGGACGGCAGCCAAUCAGACACAGCGGUCGGCACGGUAGGCACUGACGACAAGAAGAGGCGCUCCAGCAUUGGUGCCAAAAUGCAGGCCAUGGUUGGCAUGUCACGCAAGAGCCGGAGCACCUCUCAACUCAGCCAAACAGAAGCGGGAGGUAAGAAGUUACGCAGCACGAUCCAGAGGAGUACAGAGACCGGCCUGGCGGUGGAGAUGAGGAGCAGGAUGACUCGGCAGGCCAGUCGGGAGUCCACAGAUGGCAGCAUGAACAGCUACAGCUCUGAGGGAAAUCUCAUCUUCCCUGGUGUGAGGCUCUCCUCAGAUGCCCAGUUCAGUGACUUCCUGGAUGGCCUCGGCCCUGCCCAGCUGGUCGGACGACAGACGUUGGCCACUCCACCUAUGGGUGACAUCCAGAUUGGUAUGGUAGAGAAGAAAGGAGCAUUGGAAGUGGAGGUCAUCAGAGCCCGUGGCCUUGUGGGAAAACCAGGUUCCAAGGCACUGCCAGCACCAUAUGUAAAGGUCUACCUUUUGGAAAACGGAGUCUGCAUAGCCAAAAAGAAAACAAAAGUAGCAAGAAAAACCUUGGAUCCUCUCUACCAGCAGCAACUGCCGUUUGAGGAGAGUCCGGGAGGGAAGGUUUUACAGGUCAUCGUUUGGGGUGACUAUGGACGUAUGGACCAUAAAUCAUUCAUGGGAGCAGUUCAGAUACUGUUAGAUGAGCUGGACCUGUCCAACAUGGUGAUUGGCUGGUUCAAGCUAUUUCCUCCUUCCUCACUGGUGGACCCUACUCUGGCCCCACUGACUAGAAGAGCUUCCCAAUCCUCACUGGACAGUUUCUCUCGAUCAUAGCAGCGUGUGGACUGAUAGCGUUGUUGUAGCAGCCAGUGUUGCGAUUACAGGUCACGCCCCCCGGUUACACUGCAUGCUUGAUGUUGUGUCUUCUGAGCCUGUUUCUAGGGGUGCAAACGUGAUCCUGUGUUUUAAGCAAAAACAUCGCGCACUUUGUGCACGUGGCGAAGCGUGUUGCAAGCGCCUGGUGACCGGGAUUGCCGGGUGUUGAUGUUGUUGUUUUGGAGGAAGCUGGAAUGAACUCCUUAGCACGAGGAAUCUGUAAGUUCCAGGUUUUCAUCCAAUUUGAAGCCAUGGGGGUCAGUCCUGGGAACCGAUAAACGAGUUCUACAGAAGCCCUUUUCGAAUGAAAAAUAAAUGUUCUGCUUUGAUUUUUUUUCUUUGUUUUCAUCUGUUCUGUUUAUUCUUUCUUUUAAAGUCAGUGUACUUGUAUAUGAAGGGGGUGACAGUGUUUCUAAUCAGAUGCUUGGUCACGCCACGCCAACAGACCUAGCUGUUUAGAUGGAGUUUUGGAGACCAUCACUUUAGGUGAGGUGUGUCCCAGCUUGUAUCUACACUCUCCCAAAACACCAGAAGAAAUGCCCCACAUACUCUAGGUUUAUGUACUGAAUCAAAUCGUGCUGGUAAAUCACCAGAAAUACUUCAAAGUUAGUAAGGCAAUAUUCAAGUGGCUAGCAUCAACACUCCAGAAUAUACAGUAAUGAUACAGACUCCAUGAAAAGAUGUACAAUCUACCAUCGUUCUUUCUCUGUUGAUAUAUUGUAUGAAAAUUAAAUGAGAAAAUAUUUUUUUCCUCUUUAGUUCAUUUGCAUGGACACAAAUUUAGCUGAAUUUAAAAAAAAAAAAAGAAAAUUAUUUUCUUGAGGCUGCAACUUGCAAAAAAGAUGAAGAAAAAUAAAUAAAACAGAUCAGCCAUUUUCAACAAUUUAUAUUAUUUUUAAAGAUAAAUUUCACUAGUGCAUGGUUUUCAAGGGGAGUGAAUGCAACAUUGUGAUUAAAAAAAACAAAAACAAACAUUGUUUAUCAUUCUUUAGACCAUUCAUGAGUCUGUGUUUUGCAGACAUGCAGAUAAGGGAAACUUAAAGGAAACUUUUGGAAUUAUUUAACAGAAAAUGUUUAUGUGACAAAAAGUGAUAAUGAAAAUAAAUGUAAAUUAUUUAUUUCAUUGUAAAAGGCUCACGCCUUAUAAAGAUAAACAUUAUGUGCAAAUUGUACAUGUUUCUCUUUUUCUUCCUUGUCCCAGGGUACUUCUCAUUGUACUACUCAUCGCUACCAUUGUUCAGUCCCCUGAUAUUGUCCAGAUUUUAGGACUGUUGGUUAUUUUACAGUUCUGUAUUGUUUCAGUAUGUAUUUAAUUUUAGAUCUGAUUUGUUUAACAAGCAUGUUGAAAAGGAUUUUCUGCAACAUGGCUUGGGCACACCUUACAGUAACUCAGCAUGUUUUGAUAAAGAUGAUAUUUGGAAUUUUUGCAGUUUCUUGUACAGUGCAUGUCAACUUCAUUACUUUUCUCCCUCACCUUAAAUUGAACGCUACAGCAAAUUAGUUCUUGGUCUUCGACGGCCAACUAUUGACGUUUCAACAAAAACAUUCCACCCCAAGUUCAUAUUUUCUUUCAGGUUUUUCAGAAAAAAAAGUGACAAGGAAAAUAUUUUAUAUUUAAUGGAGGUUGACGAAACAGUUGUGAUUGCAAGUGUAUUUUAUUUCAGUAUUGUUGACAAACAUGCAAAAAUAAUCUGUAUUGGUACAGCAAGAGGUCUAUACCUAAUCAAGAGGCAGCAAACAUGCCAGAUAUGUAUGUUGCUGUGGUUCAAUUUUACAGGCGCUGUUUGUGAAGAUGAGCUAAUCACAAGUUCAAAUAAGGGAUAUUGCCACAGAAAAUGUUUUUUUCUUGUUUUAAUGAAAAUGAAAUUAAUUUACUAUAUUUUUGUUAGUUUUAUUUAAAAGCCAAGACCAGUUUAUUUUUUAUUUUCUAUUUUUAGUAAUUAUAAAUACUUCUCAUGUCUGGGAAGUAUAUGAAUCUUAUAGUUGCAGUAUGUCUGAAUGAAAAUGAACUGAGGCAUUAUUCCUUUUCCAUAUGAAGAUAAUACGUUUUAAUGUCCAAGAAGACCUUGUCGCUGUAACAAGCUACAGUAUAUUUUCAGUUAAAUUUUCAUUGUACAUACCUUUAGAUGUCAGGAUUUGAAUAAACAAGCUACCAUGAAAAGACUGAUAGGCUCUUUUGGAACAGGAAAAAUGCCUCACAUGAUGACAAAGACAUAUGUUAUUUAUCCUUUUGAAUGCCUUUUAAUUUUCUCUUUUUGGUGCAAUGUGUUAAUGCCAAGGCUAUGUCUUGGUUAAGUAUGGUUGAGUACAGAGAUUUAUGUAAGUUAUUUUUCAAAUUAAAAAUAAAAAAUUGA